AUGGCGCCCUCGACACCGCUCUCCAUCGCAACUGGCGCUGUCCAGAGGCUGGUCAAGGAAGAAGCAUCCUACCAGCGCGAGAAGAAGGACCAGGAACAGCGUCUCGAGAAGCUAUCAAAGGAGACCUCCGACGAUGAGAACCGCGAGUACAUGCUCAAUCAAGAGCGCAAAGCUCUAGAGGAGACCGAGAAGCUUCUUCCCCAGCUAAAACAGAAGAUCAACGAGGCGGUUGCAAAAUUGGAGCGUUUGCUUGCUGAAGAAGGUCAAAAGGGCGCGGAGAGCGACGUCGCUCAGAUAACUGCCGCAAAGGAAGCGAUCUCCCAUGCUAAGACUGCCGUUAGGGAGAUUUCGUAG
Trichophyton verrucosum HKI 0517 is the source of this 354-nucleotide messenger RNA. RefSeq lists its product as uncharacterized. Gene Ontology annotation, biological process: post-chaperonin tubulin folding pathway; tubulin complex assembly. Gene Ontology annotation, molecular function: beta-tubulin binding. The coding region runs from base 1 to 354 and encodes 117 amino acids. The record is from RefSeq and is a predicted model, not a curated record. The transcript is spliced from 3 exons. Gene Ontology annotation, cellular component: microtubule cytoskeleton; cytosol. Lineage: Eukaryota; Fungi; Ascomycota; Eurotiomycetes; Onygenales; Arthrodermataceae.